Messenger RNA from Lodderomyces beijingensis, 768 nucleotides. Lineage: Eukaryota; Fungi; Ascomycota; Pichiomycetes; Serinales; Debaryomycetaceae. The record is from the annotation of a GenBank genome assembly.
AUGGGGAGAGCGGAAAUAGGCACGGCGAAAUACGAAGCCAAAAAACUCAAGGCCAGCGGGCUUCAGAAACUAAAGUUUUACUGCCAAAUAUGCGCAAAGCAGUGUCGAGAUGGCAAUGGAUUCAAGAACCACUUGUCCUCCAAGUCGCACAUGGGGCGGAUAUCCAACAUGGAAGACUCGGGCGAGAUCAAAAACGUGGUGUCGCAGUACUCGCGUGAGUUUGAGCGCGAGUUCUUGAGCUUGCUCCGUUUGAACCAUGGCACGAAACCAAUCAAUGCCAAUCGAUUUUACCAGGAAUACAUUCGAGAACGUGACCAUGUGCAUAUGAAUGUCACGAGGUGGAGAAGCUUGACUUCGUUUGUGCGAUAUCUCGGCCAAAACGGGGCUGUAAGGGUCACUAACACCAGCGGGGUGGACAAUGAUGAUCAUGGAGAUGAUAACGACGAGGAAGGGUUCAGUUUGAAUAUCCAGUUGGUUGAUCAUCGGAGUUUCUUGGGGGAUAGACGUCAAGAUGAGGAGGCCGAGAAGGCCGAUACCGACAUCUCGGAUCGGAUCAUGCAAGAGCAGAUACGGCGAGGCAGAGAGCUGGAGGCAAAGAUGAAGACGAAAGCGAAGGCGAAGAAGGCGGAUUCUGAACCAGAGAUAAGGGCCGGAGGAAAUGAGAAGACAGCUGCGGAUGCGGCAGCUGCACCUACUGCUCCGAUUCGAAUUGCAGUGAAGAAGAAAAUGACCAAUGCAAAGGCCCGGAAUGCGUUUGAUGAAGAUUAA